AACAGCGCCAAUAUGGCGACUAAAAACACAGCGGCGUAGUGGAUGUUAUUUUAAUUAGAGAUAUUAUAUAUUUUCCAGGCUGAAUCAAGAGCAUAAAAGAAAUCAACGGCAUUGUUAAAAAUGUCAGCAAGCAGACGCCGCUUGCAUAAAUCAAGUAGCAGAAUGUCAGCUAGCAGUAUGCCAUUGGGUCCAUUUGGUGAGGUUGUUGGUACAACCGGAACUUUGGAGGCCCUUGGAAUUGAUGGCAAUGCAUACAAGAGCAAGGUCAUUGCUCCACGGAAUCCGAAAUUACUAAAACAAGGAGAAGAUGAAGGAUUCAAGAUGACACCAAGCAAGUACAUGUUUGACAUGCAGAUGAAUACAGAGCAAAAGUUGGCGAACACACACACAAUGAAAGUUCCGAGAAAAAUUGAACUCCUUGACAUGGCUGAUACAAGUCUUCAAAAGAGAUGGUCACUUUGUUAUGGGGAACCAGCAGAAUCUGUAAUCGCACUGUUUUCUCAAGUGAAUAUUGACGAGCCGAUGUUUCAACCCUUUCCGUCAGAAAUCUACUUUCAAAAGUUUGAACCAUUUGAGACUUAUGAGGUUCCACUAGUCCUCAGAAAUAAUGAUAGGGUGCCUCGCUUGGUGAAAGUAACACAGGCAGAUUCCCCAUACUUUAAAAUCAUCAGCCCACAUGAUGUUGGACACAAAGUUGGCCCAGGGCUCCCAACAACAUUCAGACUUCAGUUUACCCCAGAUGAAAUCAAGGACUAUAUGCAUGAACUAGUUUGUAUCACAGAGAGAGAAAAGUUCAUAGUACCUGUCAGAGCUAUUGGAGCUCGUGCCGUACUCGACUUCCCUGACGAGAUUAAUUUCCCAAUUGGACCAGUGAAAUACUCUAACACAAAAACCUUGUUGAUAAGAAAUAUUGGCAACAGAGAGGCCAAAUUUACAAUGAAAUGUGAAAAGCCAUUUUCAGUUUCACCAGAAAUUGGAACUCUAGCUGUAAAUGACAGCAUGCAAGUUACAGUUGAAUUUAUUCCCGACAAAGUCGGCGACCACAAGCAAGUUCUUGUUGUACAUUACGACUCAGGAGAGGAUAUUAACAUCAGUUUGUAUGGAGCAGCUCAAGAUGCGAAUGUGCGACUGGACAAAAAUUCUUUACGUAUUGAAAACACGUUUAUUUCGAUGGCCAAUCAGAGGACAGUUACUAUUAGCAACAGGACUGACGUGCUGGCUCGGUUCAGGUGGACCCAGUUUGCAACAAAAGAGGAAGAAGACCAACAAAAAUAUAAAAUCACUGCCUCUCUAGAAGAAGAGGAAAAGACAGACUCUGACAGAUUCCUAGAAGAAUGUAUACAAGAUCCCACUCUUCGAGACAAACUCUCAAUCCUCGGCAGAACUUUCAAAAACAGAAAACAGCUUAUACAAAAUGAUGAGAUGCUGUUUAAUGAUGAUGUAGUAAAGAUCGAACCCUCUGAGGGUGACAUUUGGCCUAACUCUAGUGUUGAAGUAAACAUCAUUUUCAAACCAAGGGAGGCAAAGAGCUACAGCAGGACUGCUUUCUGUGAUGUAACAGGCAGAGAGAGUCGUCUCCCUUUAAGAAUUAAAGGAGAUGGUAUAGGACCAAAAGUUCAGUUCUCGAUAGAAACCCUGGAUAUGGGAAAUAUUUUCAUUGGAUCAAAACAUUAUUAUGAAAUUGUAAUGGCGAAUAAAGGAGAUAUUGAUGCCAUAUAUAGCGUGAUACCAAACCAGUCCGUGUUUGGACCAUGUUUCCAGUUUAAUCCAGCAGAGGGCAUUGUGAUGCCAGGUGGACACCAGGCCAUUCAAGUUUCAUUCAAGAGUCCAUACCUCGGAGAUUUUGAGGAAGAAUUCUCUUUCCAAGUUGAUGGCCAGCCCGAUUUGCUAAAAGUUCUAUUUACUGGAUCCGUGAUUGGGCCAACCUUCCAGUUUGAUGUACCGCGACUCAAAUUUGGAUCUGUAUCAUUUGGUUUUUUGAAUACCAAGAGUUGUACACUGACAAACACGUCUUUGGUUCCAAUGAAGUUCCAUCUCAGGGUCCCUGGUGACGGGGUCACAGACAGUGUUUGUGGGACUAGUGAUCUAGAUAGUGCCCGCAGUGAAAUGGCUUCCCCAUCUUUGGCUUUAGGAGCAGGACCACCAAGGGAGUUUGAGAUUAUUCCAUCAUCAGGAAGUAUUCCACCACAGAGUGAAAUCAAAGUGACUGUGAACUUUAUUUCAAAUACAAUCAAGAAAUAUGAAAUGAAUUUGGUGGUUGAUGUAGACAGUGUAGGUGAAGAGAUUGUUUCACUGCCAAUUACUGCCAAAUGUGUAGUACCACUUAUCACAGUGUUGAGCCCGAUACUGGACUACGGACGAUGUUUCCUAAGACAUCCGUAUGAACAUAGUAUCAAGCUUCACAAUGACUCAGAUCUCCCAGCCAAAUAUGAACUGGUUCAACAGGUCAUUGCCAUGGAUACACCAAUUACUUACAAGAGUCCUCAACCAAAGGGAAUUGUCGAUCCUCACUCUGUAUUGGACGUUCCCCUGAUUAUUGAGGCCCAGGCUUUGGAGGAACAAGACGUUGUAGCACAUGUUUCUAUAUUUGGAAGCCCUGAUCCUCCAAUGCCUGUACACAUUGCCUGUAUUGGAGAGGGACCAGUUGUGCAUGUGAUGCCACUGGACCUGGACUGGAAUGUGAUCCCUGUGCUACAAGACAAACCCAAAAAGAUCUUGCUAUCCAAUGAAUCUCUCAUCCCAGCCAGAUUCACUGCACACAUGGUAAGACCGAAGUCAGUAUAUCGUGUGGAACCAGCUGACGGGGAGAUACCACCUGAGAAGAGUAUAGAGAUCACUGUGGCAGCAUGUCCUGAUGACUGUGUCAGAUUCCACGACAAACUACAGAUCAAUUUCCUUGAGAGUCAGGUACGACAAAUACCACUGGUUUGUUAUGGACAGGGGACAACAAUAGUCUCUGACCCACCACUCACUCCACAUCUAGAUCUUGGACCAAACUUCAGCAACCGGCCAUACUGCAAAGUGUUCCAUCUAACAAACAAAGGGAGACGACACCAACAGUUGGUUUGGAGUAUGGAUGGAUUCUCUCCCAUUGCUAAAGCAAAGAAAGAAAUGCAGAAUUACAAUCCACUAGAUAUGAAGUUCAGGAACCAGCCACCACCCGCACCACCAGCCAGCCCCGUAUUUAAAGUGACACCUAACAGGUUCGAUCUUCCACCAGGAACCAGUAUUGACCUAAAACUGGAGGGAUUUGUUGCAAGUCCACAGUUUGUUAAAGAACGACUGCUAUGUCAUGCCAUUAUUGGACGUCAAGGUGGGAAGGAACUGAUCAUGAAGAUUGAUGUCUCCAGUGAUUUUAUAAGUCCACUCCUCGAAUUCUCAACAAAGAGUGUCUACUUUAGGGUGGAUAAGCAACCUGAGGAUACAUUAGAGGUUCAGACUCGGGAACUGGUAAUCAGUAACGUGUCCAGUCUGCCCCUGACCACUGCACUAAAACUGAACCAACCAUUCCAGAUACUGCUUGAAGAUGGAUCUGAAGUCUCAGAAACUGAAGUGCACUUAGAAGUUGGUAAGACAUAUACCCUGAAGAUUCGGUUUGACCCGGCAUACAAAGAAGAUCUUCAUAUUCGCACCAUAGAUGAGGUUCUCCACAUCACAUACAAGGAACAUCCUCAUAUUGACUACAUUGCCUUGCGAGGUGAGGUGUAUUUCCCGAACUUGGAAUUUGAGAAGUCGGUGAUGGAUUUCGGUUGUAUUUUGAAUGACACAGAGGUUACAAGAUAUGUCAACAUUACCAAUAACAGUCCAAUGGUUGUAAAAUACAGAUGGUCAUUCCUGAUUGGUGAUGAAGAAAAUAAACCAGUUACUGUGAUAAAUCACCCAGUAAAGCCUCCCAGUCCUGUCAUUGAAGAAGUUGUUGUAGAGGAAGAGGAGGAGAUUCAGCAAGAGGCCACGCCCCCUCCAGUGGAGGUGGAGCAACAGGUGGAAGUGAUUAUUCAAGAAGCUACAGAGAUAAAAGAUGAGGAAACAGAAAAAUCUGAAGUCGAACCCACCAAGGAGGAAGGGGAGAUAAUUGACACAACAGGAACACUGUCACCAGUUAAGUCCCCUGAAACCACAAAGGAAGCAGAUGAUAACAAAAGUGUAGACCAGAAGACUGGUACACCAAAUGUCUCUGAAAUGCCUUCAGAGGAUGUGCCAGAAAAGGGUCAGUUAGAACAAGAAGGUACAUAUGAGGAUGAAAGUAAGAAGGCUGAGGGUGCUGACACAACAGGGAUGAGGCUCAGCUUGGAUUCUCUGGAUGGAGAAGAUUUUGACGAGGACCCCCUGAAGACUAAUCGAGCCCUGGCUGCUCUCCUGGAAUCAGAAAGAGGCCAGGAGGCCACUCCUCUUGGUGUAGAAGAGGUUUUUGAUAUUCUGCCACUGUAUGGAACAUUAGAGCCCGGCGACACUGAGCAGGUUACCAUGACGUUCUACGGUCAUGCCGACAUCUGGGGACAAGCAAAGGCUAUCUGUGAAGUGGAGGGAGGACCCACAUACGAGCUCACUCUGAAAGGAGAAGCCUCAUUGGUCAGUUACAGAUUUGACUGCAAGGAGAUUCAUUAUGGAAAACAGAUGUAUGAUCAUGUAGCUACAACAGAAAUAACGUUGGUGAACACUGGUAAAGUUGGCUUUGAGUUCUGCUGUCUGAAUCUUGAUCCUGCCCUUGCCAAGAAGCCCAAGCCUGGCGUACCAAUCAUGGUCCCUCAUGCAGGUUAUAUCGAGCCAAUGAGUGAACAGAAAUUAACCAUCAAGUAUCUACCAGGAGUUCCAGAAAAGUUCAACAAAUGUUUCCGUGUACAAGUGGCACACUUUGAGCCAGAUUUGAUCACAAUACAUGGAGAAGGUGUUUUCCCACGGAUUUCUCUCGAUCUACCUAGAGUUUCAGAUGAUAAAUACACAACACUUGUAAAACAAGCUAAAGAGAAUGUUUAUAAAAGGACAAUGGAAAGUUUUGAUCCCAAAGGUAGCCCCAGUAUUUCCCACCCACUGGGUCAGCACCUGGCCACAGAAAACUUGCUUGUUGCUCAGUCACAGGGCACACAUCAGGAUUUGAUGAAAAAGAGACUAGAGACAUCUGACAAGAAAAAAGGUGAACUGUGUGUGAUGCCAUCGGAACUAGACGUACAGUUGGAAGUCGAAAGACUCGCGGUGAGAAAUGUUGCUCACGAGAUCCAGCAACAAGAGUUUGCCGUACACGAGUCAUACGAUACAGAACCACCUAACAGUAUCGAGAGCAGAGAAACACAGACAACCGCAGACUCUAAAGGAGGUCGCAAAAAGAAAAACAAGCCAAGAUUACCAGAAUACCUUCUAGACUUUGGUUAUGUUGUGCUGGGAACUGUCCGCACACAUAUCGUAAAGGCAACCAACACUGGAUACUUUCCUGCCUCUUUCCAAGUGGAGCGCAACGACUUCCAUCACCAUGGUUUCCAUGUAGAACUUGAUCGUGUCCGCAAUCUUCCAGGUUCACCAGAUUACGAGUCUGUUGACUUUGUUGUCAGCUUUGAUCCAAGGGGAGCUAACUUACCACUAGGUCCAGUUGAGAGUUUUGUGCCUGUUAACAUUUUGAACGGCCCAAUGGUGAUGAUGCAUCUUAAAGCCAAUGUGACAAUGCCUGACAUGCAGAUUUCUGACGACACGCUAGAUUUUGGUGAGGUGAGGUGUGGAGAAUGUCGUGUUGUCAUUGUACAACUGCACAACUACCAGCAUGUGAAAUGUGACUGGAACUCACUGCCAUCAGAGAAAGAUAGAAAUAAGAGGUCAAAUUUUAUUCUCGGCAAGGGUGACAAGCAUGUUCCUAUGCAUCUGAGAAGAAAGAGCAAGGCAGAUAAGUCCAAACCUCGCCAUUUUGAGAUAAUGCCACCAACAGGGACUCUUAUGCCAGGACAGAGACUCAACGUGCAAGUCAAGUUUAUGCCAAGCGAAGAGAAAUUCUACGAGCAGCGUAUCCCGAUCAGGAUCGCACAGAGCAGCCAGAGGAUAUUGUUGCUUUGUAGAGGUCAAGGGUCAGAACCUCGUCUUGAUUUUGAUUUGAACAUGAUGCAGUUUGGACCAAUUCUGCCUCAUAGUGUUGGUGAUGAAAAAGAGGUUAUUGUGAAAAACCCAUGCGCUUUUCCAAUAGAGGUCUACAACCUUGAGUUUGACUCUCAGUACCUGGAGGAAGAAAAGAUGCUUCGAUUAAUGAAAGGGUAUGAUGAAUAUAACACAAUACUGCUCCCACCCCGACCUCCAGGGGAGAAACUGCCACCAGAACUACUCGAGUAUUACGAAGAGCAAAUGUUGAAACUUGAAGAGAGUGAGAAAGCUCGACGUGAAGCUGAAGAACAAGAAGAAUCUGCUAGAAGAGAGGCCGAGGAUAGAGAUAGAGAAGAAAAUGGUGAGGAAGGUAAAGAUAAAGAGGAUGGUUCAGACAAGACAGACGUUGCUCAUACACAAGACGGUACAAUCACUGCAAGAUCAAGAGCCGAAUCUCUCGCUGACACUACCAAUGGUCUCGAUGAUGCCAAAUCUAAACAUGAAUCUGAAGAUGGAAAAGAUACAUCCAGCAGUGUAGGUGUAGGGGAGAUGGAGAUCACACCAGUGUCUAAGGCUGUAGCAAGACAUCUAGGAAUUGACCUCUCAGAUGAGGGCAAGGCAGCUCGUAACAGACGUGGUAUCGCUUGCAUUGUUAACGGAGCCCCACUUUCAGGAAAGACAGCCACAGCUAUAACGCUUGCUAAACAGUAUGAAGCUGCAUUGUUAAGUAUAGAUAAUGUCGUACUUGAUGCCAUCUCCAACGGUAACACGAGUUCCGGUCUCAAGGCACGUGAAAUGUGUGCUGAGGCUGCACGUAAACGUAUGGAAGAGAUUCGUGCAUUGGAAGGAGAUGAUGGAGAGAAGAAAGUAGCAGGAGGUUUGAGCGUGGAGGCAGUGGCAGCUCAUACACAAGGUGCAACAGGUGGAGUGAAUGUAAGCGCCGCCCACUCCAUGGUGAGCAAUCGUAAAACAAGUACAAUUACAGAUGUGAAGGGACUGAAAGACAAACAUGGCAGCGUUCUUGGCGGGAAGACCAACAUCAACACGUCCUCAAUUGAAGGGGGCACAGGAAGUCAGGUACCAAGCAGUCCUCCCCCACUGGCAGCCCCUAUAGCUCGCAGACUGAGCGUGAGCGCUAGCGUAGCUGGAGAAGAAGGCCUGAUGAGCUGCGUAUUACCUGAAGAACUUCUUGUUGAAAUUCUUGCUGAACGUUUACAGUUGAAUGACUGUCACCGAGGAGUUGUGUUUGAUGGGUUGGAGACCCUGUUUGCUCAGAAUCAGCACACAGCAGCAUCCGCAGUCCUCAAGGCUCUCAACAACAGAAGAUUUAUCUAUUUUAUCACUCUCAAACUGGACUACAACCAUCUAAAGGAACAAGAAAAGAAAGACAAAGAGGAAAAAGAGCGUCAGGAUAGAGAAAGAGAGGAAGAAGAACGUAGACGAUUAGAGGAAAUGUCAGAAGAUGAAUAUGAUGCUCUUACAGAAAAAGAAAAAGCUGAGGUCGAUAGGAAACGACUGGAAAUUAAGAAAGAGAGAAUUAGGAAAAUUUACGGUUCGGCCACAAGUUAUAGACGAAAAGAGAAAGAGGCCAAAGAAGAAGAAGAGAGACUGAGAAGAGAGAAGGAAGAAGAAGAACAAAGACUGAGAGAGGAAGAAAGAAAAGGAAAGAAGGGCAAGAAAGCAGCUAAGGAUGUGAAGGACGAUCCAGGCAAAGAUGGUAAGAAAAGUCAGGCUGCUGGAAAAGGUGUUUCCGCUAGUCAGGAGAAAGUCAAGAUUGGUGGGAAACAUGAUAUAGACCACACUGUAAGCAAAACAGGAUCAAACACAGAGAGACCCGAGUCACAUCAGACUGAAAAAAGUGACAGUCAAACAGCCGCAGAUGCUGAUAAGAAAGGAAAGAAGGGCAAGGAUGGGAAAGAGAAGGGUAAAGGAGAAAAGGGGAAAGACGGGGAAGCAGGCCCGGCUGAAGAAGUUCCAAGAGACCCCAUUAAAGAGGCUGAACUCUUGUUGAUGCAGAGAUUCCGCACAUUUGAAGUAAGUCAGAAAGAGAUUACAGAACUUGUAGAAUAUUGGGACCGCCUCACACUAGGACUCAAAAGACCCCGAACACCAUCAGAAAGAUCAGAUGAAGAUGGUCAGCACCAGCACCCACCAUCUGGCAAGAAGGGGAAAGGCAAAGCUGACAUAAGCUCCGAUGUUCUGAGGGAAAAGGUUAACCGUAGAUACUCACUACAGCCUCAGUCUACUGAGGAUUUAUCCACAAGUUCAAUGGGUCAUCGUCGCCGGCAUUCUGAAUAUGAAAGUACCGCCCCUGCAUGUGAGACAAGUGUCCCUGCAAUAACAGUUCCUUCUUUACCCGACAAGCAUGACAAAGAAAAGGCAGAGAAAGAAAGACAAAAGCAGAUAGAAAAAGAAAAUGCUGAGAGAUUGGCAAGAGAGGCGGCUGAAGCAGCUAAAGCAGCAGCUGCAGCUCAGGCAGCCGAGGGUGAGGAUGGCGAGACCGUUGAUGGUUCUCAGGAGAAAGAAGAAGAUGUGAUUGGUGUUCCACACAUCAUUAUAGAUGUACAUGAGAGGUCAGCAACACCCAGUCAGAAAGUCCUGACCUCUGGCAGGCUGCCAACUGUAGAAGAGGUUCUUGAUGGCCUGGGUCUCGGACCUAAGGGACCACCAAUCCCUCCACCAGCAAACUUCAGUGUUGUACCGUACCCAGUAAAGAGACGUGCUCCAGGAGUAUCAGAGUUUGGCGGCAGAUAUGUCUUUAUUGCAUCUUCUCCUGAUGAUCCGAAUAUUGGAAUGAUUGAGACAAAGGAGUCGGAGCAGGAGGAAGAGAAAUCGGUGACCCCAGACAAGGGCAAGGAUGAUCAUCCGACCCCUACUAAAGGCAAAGGUGGCAAAGACAAAAAAGAGGACUCGAAAAAAGAUGCCGGAAAAGAUAAGGAGAGAAAGAAAAGUGCAGAAAGGAAAACAACAUCUAAGGGUUCACGUAGAAAUUCUAUUGUCCCACCCUCACCACCACCAGGACAGACCACGCCUAUCUCAGAUGGUGAUGCUCUAAGCACGGUGGGUGAUCUGUCGUCAUUAACAGAAAAUAAAACUGCAAAACUGACAAUUUUCCGAUGGAUAAUUCCUGCCCAUGGAGAUAUUACACUGAGACUCCGUUUCCAGUCUGAGGAACUUGGCCAGUUUGAUCAGACUCUCAACUUUGAAAUUGUGGGAACCAGACGACGGUACCAGCUCUACUGCAGAGGAAUAUGUGCCUUCCCCACAAUCAGCAGGGAACCAAGAAUCGUUUUUGCCCACCGUAAGAAGAGUAAGAAGCUUGAUGAGAUUGUACACAAGAAGUACAUCCUGACAUCAGAGACAUUUGAGUUUGGUCCACUCCUCGUCGGUAGAAACAGAGACAGGUAUAAGGAGGGAAGAUUUCCAGAGCAUAUGGAAACGUUGACAAUAAAGAAUACAUCACCACUUGAUGCUGAUAUCAGUUUCUGUUACCUACAUGACAGUAAGGGUGAAACAUUCCUCCUCGAUCCACCGACCAUGAUGCUGAAACCUGGUGACCAGUCCGAUUUGAAUAUUUGGGCAUACCCGAUGGUCCCGAACCACUACGAGGAUUCUAUUGUGUGUUGUAUAAGGGAGAAUCCAGAACCUGUGGUAUUCAAAGUUUGUUGUGAUGCUUUCCGUCCAGAACUUGACCUCGAUAGGAAACAGCUGCACUUUGACAGAGUACUACUCCACAGGAAAGACACAAAGACGAUUUACUUAAGGAAUAGCACACAGAUCCCAGUGCACUGGAAACUGAGUGGACUGGACAUGCUGGGCGAGGAUUUCACAGUGGCAGCUGAUAGUGGUAUUGUAGAGCCCAAGUCUGAGUAUGCACUGAAUGCCUACUUCAGGGCCAUGAAACCAGUCAACUCUAUGAAGAAGAUGAUCAGACUUGAAAUAUCUGAUGCAGAAGAAACCAUGGGAGUGAUAAGAACAGAACCAAUACAGGUGAUUGCAGAAGCAUAUGAUGUUGCUGUGGAUAUAGCAUUCCCUAAAGGAACUGAUGGUGGCCUUGACUUUAGUACUAUCAAGGUCAUGGAUGAGGUCAAACAGACAUGUACACUGAAAAACAAAGGCAAAUAUGACAUCCAGUUCAACUUCCUUUUUGAAAACUGUGAUCCGUCAAAUCCAAACGUAACAAGCCUUUUCUCGGUGAUUCCGUCAAAGGGUGUUCUUUGCCCACAGGACAGACAGACUGCUGUGCAAGUCAUCUUUAAAUCCAAUAAAGAAGUUACAGUCAAGGACCAGCCAAUAUUGAAAUGUCAAGUCAUAGAACCAAACAUCGCAGAAGAGGGAGAGCUGAUUGCUAGUAUACCGGUCAAAGUCUCAGUGAAAGCUGUUUUCAAUAAGUACAACAUUUUGCCAAUGAGUGACAUCAACUUUGGUUCACUGUUAGUAAACAGCAAGAAAACACGAACAUUUAUCAUUGAGAACAAGGGAGAAUUUGAUUUUAAGUAUCAGAUAUCUAAAAUGGUGAAGGAACCCGCGCAACAGCCUGGUGCCCGCUCAACAAGACCUUCUGAAGCCUCAAGUUAUAGUAGAUUGAUGCCUUUACGGGGCACCAGUAAAAUGAUAGAUUCCUAUGCCCAUAUCCCUGGAAUGCAAGACUGGAACCGUGUGCCUGUAAAAGGAGAUAAGCGUACAAAGUCUCGUGAUGGGUCUAGCUCAGGCAGGUCAGUUGCCAAACCAAAGAAAACUGAUUCGACCAGUGAACAAUCCCCUAGUGUCAUACAGAAACCAAGCAUGAUCGGUACGCCAGGAAAGUUUGGAAGGGAUCAGCCCAAUGCUGGUAUUAAUAGUGCCAUGCGUGGAAAAUUUAAUAUGUUCCAACCUAACAGACAAGAGAUGGGUGGACAGUCCAAGUUACAGCUUGGAGCAUUUACCAUAUUCCCAGCAUUUGGCAUCAUUCUACCAAACGGCCAUCAAACCAUCACAGUCGACUGUGUGGCAGAGUCUCAAGGAAGAUUUGAUGAGGAAUUGAGUAUAGAUAUAGCCGACCGUGACCCUACAGACCAUCCAGGUGGGAUCUCUUACAAGUUGCUGGCUGAGGCUUGCAUACCAUCCAUUAAUGUUGAUGACCUUGGUGCGAUCUUUGAGGAACACCGUGUCUGCAAGAACCUGAGCGUCUGGCAACACUCGAACUCUCUUGAGAGUAGUGGAGUUUAUGCAGAAGAUGAGAAGAAAUUUGUCUUCAACAAUGUAAUAGUUGGACGUAAAGCUGUUGCUAGAUUCAAGAUCUCUAACAACCAGAAGGUUCCAUGUGAUGUUGUAUUCACUGUUAAACCACUAGGAGCCAAGAGUCGCCAACAGGAUAUCUUUGAGGUGGAGCCAGCACGGGCUCAGAUCAUGAACCACAGUUACGUGUACGCUACUGUGACCUUUACACCUCCUUCCAUGCAGAGUUUCAGUGCUCUGUUUGAGGCUGUAAUUGAUGGACUGUCACCGAACCAGGCUCGCGGAAAGACACUCACAUUUGAAGUAGCGGGUGACGGCAACCUACCAAGAAUCUCCAUUACUAAACCUACUGUAAGAAACAAGAGAGGACAACCAUUGCUCUUGUUCAAGAAAAAUCUUGUAGGUAGAACAGAGUCCCUGCCCUUAGUUCUGCUUAAUGAUGGAACACUGCCAAGUAAGGUUGACAUAGACCUCAUAGAUCCUGACAGAGUGUUCAAACUUGUUCCUGCAGCAGAUACAAAUGCCAUCAUGGCUGACGAUGACGAUGAAGAUGCUUCAAGAAGGCCUCACACUGCCUCGGUCAAUGUAAAUGUUGGUGAGACUGUUGCGUUUAAAGUCAAUUUCUGCCCAACAACAAUCCAGCGGUCCCAGGCUCACGUGCGUGUGUCAGUUAUCGACAACCAAUACGAGGACUCUGUCAUACAGCUUGUUGGUGAGGGAUAUGAAGACGAGAUCUCACUGGACAAGAUCAACAGUGUAGAUGUACCCAUUGACCCAGAGAGUGAGGAAGGAAACAUGGCUGAAGAUGAUGUUUCAGCUGCAAAACCAAAUCUGAUACGUUUUGGUGACUGUUUCAUCAAUGAACCUCGCACAUUGAGCUUCUCAAUGACCAACCAUUCCAAGACAGACGCGAUCCGCUUCCAGUGGCCGGAUCAUCCACAGCUGAAGUUCUCGCCAACUGUAGGUCAUCUCCAUACCAACAGUAGUAAAGAUUUCACCGUGACCUUCAAGUCAGACCAGCCAAAGACACUUCAAGAGUCUGCAGUGCCAUGUAAGGUGACCAAGAUUACCUUCAGCAAACAAGGACAGAUGGCAGACUGGGAUGAUCGUAUUCGCACUGUUAAAUGGGUAGAUGUCCCCUCGUCACCCGCAGAAGGCAGCACUGCUGGUACCAAGACUGCCACCACAGCAACUCCACGCCCUGCAAAGAGAAAGGUGGUGGAGACAGAGCCGGAACCUCCGCACACCGAAGUGGCAGACUCUGCACGUAACGUUGAGCUUCUGGUCAGUGCCGUGGCUGAAUACAGUAAAUACAAAUGUAAACUGGACAGUAUCAACUUCAGGGAAACUCUCAUGUUCCAGACCAGAGUUUAUGAGUUCACAAUGAGCAAUAAAGGUUCUGUACAGCUCGACUAUAGUUGGCAGGUGGUAAUGGAGAACUUCACUCCAACCAUACAACGUGCUGUGACCUUCAUCUCUGAGGGUGACAGGCCCGAGUCUCGUGUAGAUGUUGUUGAUACACAGUAUAUUCCAUUUACCAUUGAACCAGAGUAUGGUACCAUAAUGGCUGGAAAGAAACAAACAUUCUCCCUCAAGUUCACUCCCUUGGAUGCUAACGAUUACGAAGGCAGAUUAGUCUGCACAAUUCCCAAUUUGGAGAAGAACUCUCAAGGUCCAGUGCUAGGUAUCAAGGGUAAAAGUUUGAUGCCAUAUUGUCACUUUGAGCUGGAAGACUCCGAUUACAUCACAAAUGCCCGACGUAACCCGGAGAUGAGAGGUCCAGGUGGUGCACCUCCAGGAACAACGUUAGACCCCAAUACCAGAGUGAUAGAGUUUGAAACAACUGGAGUGUCUGUGAAAUGUACAAAAUCGUUUGGUAUUGUGAACCCAACUAGUCAGGUAUAUAGUUACCAAUGGAUAUGUGAGGAUGAGGUGGACCCAAAGAAACCCUCAGCAUUCCUUUGUGUGCAACCUAAAGGACAGAUAAGGAGCGGAAAGAAAGCAACAGUAACAUUUGAGUACAGUGCGACACAGCUGGACAUCAUGGAGUCAUUCUGGAGAUUUACUAUACCUGAACAGAACAUCAACAUUCCGUUCCUGCUUGUAGGUCAGGCUAAGGAACCAGACAUCAUCAUGGACAGAUCACACAUGAACUUCAAGGCUCUCCUUAUAGGUCAUGAAGCCAAGGAGACUGUUUGGCUGAUAAAUAAUGAGAACCAAUCAUUCCACUUCAAUUUUGAUGAAGACUCCACCCACUCAGCUGGUUACUCCGCCCACUUGUUUGUUGAGCCAAUGGCUGGACAGUUGCCUCCAAAGUCAAAGAUUCCAGUUGAUUUAUACUUUACACCAAACUCAGACAAAGAGGUUAAUUUUAACCUGACAUGUAAUGUUCGACGUAAAACUCUACCUGUCACACUGAAUGUGAAAGCAGAGGGGUAUUCCAUGGAUUGUACCUUGCUGUGUGAGGAUUCCCUCGGUAACAGAGUAGAAUUAUCACCUGAUGGUCUCAGUCAAAUCAACUUUGGUGAGGUUGAAGUGAAUGAGCAACAAAUUCGUAACCUGUUCAUACUGAAUUCUGGCAAGUUCAACUUUGACUUUAACUGGGAGUUAAACAUGGCCACCAAACGUAAAGACAUGGUCUCAAUGACACCAAUGUCAGGUGGUGUAAACCAUGGAGAAAGGAAGAAGUGUAUUCUGUCUUUCUGUCCAUCUUCAAGAAUGACACUGAGAGACUCAGAGCUUGCUCUCAAGAUUUCCCAUGGACCAUCAUUCCAUAUUGCACUGAAUGGUCUGGGUGUGAGCCCAGGACUGCACUUCUCCUUCCUGACAGCCAACUUUGGUAGCUGCUUCAUCUACCGUGCUGGCAUGCCCUCUCAUACCAAGGUGCUCAAACUCACAAACAAGGACAAAAAAGAAAUUAGUGUUGAUUGUUUAUACACUCCAACAAAUCACCUACACCACACGUUUGAAGCAUGUGUGAUCCAGCCUGGACAGUCGGUCGAUGUAGCAUUCACAUUUUAUCCAAGAGAAGCCAAGAAGUACAAGGAAAUUGUCACAUUUGAAAUCAACGGUCUCUCAAAACAGGACAUUGAAAUCAUGGGACAGGGCACAGAGAUGAAGAUUGAAGUAGCUGAUCCAAAACACAAGAUGUUGAACCUAGGUGCCCAGGUAGUUGGCAAGGUUGUGAAACGUUAUAUCCCAAUAAUCAACAACAGCCCAGCAGCUAUCACCUUCACGCUGGCCUUGACCCCUACAACCCCAGCACUGCAACAACCCGGGGUGCUGUCAAUUUCACCUACACAUCAGAUCACACUAGAAGGCAAGGGCGGGACUUGUAAGGUGGAGGUUAUCUUCAAACCCACAGGCAGGAUACCUCAGUUCAUGGAAGAGGUAUUAUUAGAGUGUGCAGGUCUGUCCCAGCCCCUGUUUGUGAUGCAAGGUUCAUGUCUCGGCAUGGAGAUCUCGCUUGAUACUGUAGCUAUACCAUUCGGUGCUGUAGUUCAGCGCAGUCAGACCUCUAGGAAGAUUGUCAUGGCUAACACAGGAGACAUGAAUGCUAAAUUCUGUUGGGAUAUAAACAGUUUCAAACCAGAUUUCUCAAUAUACCCAGUGGAGGGAUACAUCACUCCAGGCAUGGAAGUCACAUUUGAAGUAUUCUUCCACCCACAAGAAAUAAACCAGGAUAUUAGAUACGAUAAACUGAGAUGUUUCCUGGAAGGUGGUCCACAUAAGCCAGUGACCUUGACAUUGACUGGAACCUGUAUUGGUAACCCACCAGUGCGUGAAGGUCAACAUUUCUCAACUAAUGUGAGAGUCAAGGACACUAAAAACUUGACCAUUCCAAACCGUAGCAACCAGACAUGGCAUUUGAAACCCAUCAUUGAGGGUGAACAAUGGAGUGGACCGGUAUCCUUCGUCGUAGAACCACAGCAGACAAAACAAUAUGAGCUAACAUACUUCCCACUCACCAUGACCUCGGAGGGGAAAAAACACCAAGGUUCCAUCUUUUUCCCGCUGCCAGACGGAACUGGUCUCAUGUUUAACCUCGUUGGUACAGCAGAAGCUCCAAGACCCAGUGGCAAGGUUCAGCGGGAUAUACCAAGCAAAACUUGGUACAAUGAAAUGCUACCGGUACAAAACUGGCUCAAGAAACCACAGAGGUUUCGAGUGAAGGUAGAGCCUAUGAGACAGGAGAAGUUUGAUACAGGUACCCAGAUCAAGUCUAUGGACUAUAUUGAUGUACCAGCAAGCAGUAAGAAAGACUACAAACUAUCAUUCUAUGCCUACAAGGAAAGCAUUACAUCAAUGAAGGUAACAUUUAUCAAUGAGCCAUCUGGAGAAUAUCAAUACUAUGAAGUGACCUUCAAGGCAACACGACCUGGUGUAAUCUCCACUAUUGACCUUGUGACCCCUGUCAGACAGAGCGUCCAUCAUAAAAUCAAGCUGGACAACCCGUUGCCACAAGCGGUCAUCUUUACUGCAUCCUGUAAUGUACCAGAAGUCCUCAUGCCCAGCACACUCAAUGUACCACCUAACUCAAGUGCUGACUUUACCUUGGAAUACCAACCUUUGAGAGUUGGAGAGAGCACUGCAAGAUUGGAGUUCAGCAACAAUGAACUUGGCUUCUACUACUACGACCUCAACUUAAAGGCCACCUCAGCCGGGCCAGAGAGGGCACUAUACUUCAGGACUUGCCUGGGUCAGAGCCAGGUCCAAGUGGCAAAGUUCUUGAACUUUGCAAAACAAAAGACUGACUACACAUGCAAGGUUGAUAAUGGAGAUUUCCAUGUUGACAAGACAGUAGCAGCAGCCCCAGGCUCCACUGGCGGGACAGAAGUUGGUCUUGAUGUCUCAUUUGAACCAUCACGCCUGGGUGAACAGAGAGCUUUGUUGGUAGUGAGCUCUCCAGUUGGUGGCGAGUACAGCUUCCCACUCUUUGGUACAUGUAUCGCGCCAAAACCGCAGGGACCGUUCAUUAUUAAGUCUGGAUCAACAACAACUAUAACAUUUAGAAACGUCUUCAGUAGCACAACCGCAUUUACUUUCCAAGUUGACAAUCCUAUGUUCCAUCUUGUGAAAACAAGUGAAAAUAUUCGGUCUCGUAAAGAUCACAGAAUUUCUGUAGGAUUUGACGGAAACGAUGUUGGAUCGAAAGCAGCUGUUAUGGGAAAACUUAUCGUUACAUGUCCAAGAUCAGCUGGCGGAAAUUCUAAUGUACAGUGGGUGUAUUAUCUUAAAGGUGUUACUCAGUAAAUCGGAACUUUGGCUAUAUCUUUUGAAAAUAUGAAAAAAUUAUUCUGACAUAUACUUUCAAAAUAACUGAAAACGUUGUGUUUAGAAAAAUGACAAGUUGUGACUCUUAAAAUGUGCUAUUACGUAUUUUGUAUAAAAUAAAAUAUGAACUGUUUGUAAUUAUGUUUGUUGCACUUUUCUGAUCAAUUCGGCUUUAUAGUUUAUAACUGAUGUAAGUUUGUAAAUUUAUAUAGAAUCACAUACAGUACAACUUGGCAAUUAAGUUACUGCCACUAAAAUAUGAAUGAAAGAGAAUAUUACUUGUAACUGCCUUUACAAGUCCAAUAUCCCAGCAUGUCUGCAAUGAUUGUGUAUUAAUUUUAUAGCAUUCUGACAUGAAUCUUUUCUUAUUUUAUACUAAAGAAUAGAAUAAGUAUAUUGUGCAUAGUGCAGCUGUGACUAUUGUAGUAUCACAUUGUUUCAGAAGUUCUGAAUUUCUUAUUCAUUGUUGUCUAUGAUUGAUUAAGGCCUGUUUGAAACAAAUAUAUUUUGUCUGUUGAAUUGUAUUCCGUCCAAGUGUUUAUAUACGUCAAUAUAGUAAAAACGCUACAGUACACGACUGCUGUUGGAAAGUCCAUCCUAACUUUAAAUAUUUAUUAAGUACAGUAUUUCCAAGAUGAUUAUUAUUUAUACGAUAACAUUCCAUAAUUUACAAAUGUAUUUAUUACCAGUUUUGUUGUUAUACAAAUAUUGUCUAGAUAUUAUGUCGAGAGAUAUAUUAAUGAUGCUAAAAACUGCUGUGAUAUUUUUAUCAAUUUUCUAUGUAAAACAGUAUGGUUGCUGUCUGGUCUUAUACUAUUAUGAACUUCACAUUAAAUCAUUUUCUGUGAAA
This is a messenger RNA of Mercenaria mercenaria, 17398 nucleotides long. Its product is annotated as hydrocephalus-inducing protein homolog. The transcript has 98 exons. The record is from RefSeq and is a predicted model, not a curated record. Gene Ontology annotation, cellular component: axoneme. NCBI's taxonomy places the organism in Eukaryota, Metazoa, Mollusca, Bivalvia, Venerida, Veneridae. Gene Ontology annotation, biological process: axonemal central apparatus assembly; cilium movement. The coding region runs from base 121 to 16527 and encodes 5468 amino acids.